This is a messenger RNA of Parastagonospora nodorum SN15, 1614 nucleotides long. RefSeq lists its product as hypothetical. The coding region runs from base 1 to 1614 and encodes 537 amino acids. The record is from RefSeq and is a predicted model, not a curated record. NCBI's taxonomy places the organism in Eukaryota, Fungi, Ascomycota, Dothideomycetes, Pleosporales, Phaeosphaeriaceae. The transcript is spliced from 3 exons. Gene Ontology annotation, molecular function: N,N-dimethylaniline monooxygenase activity; flavin adenine dinucleotide binding; NADP binding.
AUGGGUUCGAUAGACGAGUUGAAGGCCCAUUACCCAAACGAUAACUCGAACGGCACACACACCGAAGAUCUCGAUGCUCUUAUCGUAGGUGCUGGUUUCGGAGGCGUCUACCAGCUGAAGGUCCUCCGAGAUGCAGGAUACAGGGUGAAGCUCGUCGAACAUGGUUCAGACUACGGAGGUGUUUGGUAUUGGAACAGGUACCCCGGAGCGCGUGUCGACAGCGAAAUACCGCACUAUGAAUUCUCUGAUCCAGCCUUAUGGGAGGAUUGGACUUGGAAGCAGCGCUUUCCUGGCAGUGAAGAACUGCGUGCUUAUUUUGCGUAUGUGGCCAAGAAGUGGGAUUUGAGAAAAGAUACGCAGUUCAACACCUUCGUCUCAUCAGCGACUUGGAAUGACGGACAAGGCCGAUGGACGGUGAAUACCGAGGCUGGUGAGAUUUACAAGGCGAAGUACCUGUUACUGAACACUGGCUUCGCAGCGAAGAGGUACAUCCCGGAUUGGAAAGGCGUAGAUUCAUUCGAAGGAACGUUUCUCCACCCUUCAUACUGGCCGCAUGAAGAGCUCGAGCUUGCUGGUAAAAGGAUCGCGAUCAUCGGGACAGGCUCUACUGGCAUCCAAUUGGCGCAAGAACUCAGCAAAGUAGCCAGCCACCUGACAGUCUUUCAACGCACCCCAAACAUGUCCUUGCCCAUGGGACAGGCCGAAUUCAACGCACCCAAGCAAGCUAUCCCCAAGCCCAAAUACCCCGAUCUAUAUGCCAAGCGUACCGACAGCUUCUCUGGCUUCAACUUCAACUUCCUGCCCCGUGCCACCUUCGAUGAUACUCCCGAGCAACGCCAGUCGACAUACGAAGAACUCUGGAGCAAAGGCGACUUCCAUUUCUGGCUCGCGACUUACCACGACAUGCUUUUUCGCAAGGAUGCGAAUCACGAAGCAUACAAAUUCUGGCGCGACAAGACGCGAGCGAAGAUCAACCAUCCCAAGAUCGCUGAUAUCCUUGCGCCAAUGGAACAGCCGCAUGCCUUUGGCUGCAAGCGCAUUUCGCUGGAGAACAAGUACUUCGAGAUCUACAACCAGCCCAAUGUUACGCUCGUUGAUAUUAGCAAUAAAGGUACGCCCAUCCAGGAGAUCACUGAGAAGGGCAUCAAGACCGCGGGCCUGGAGUACGAGUUCGACUUCAUCGUCAGUGCGACAGGGUACGACGCGAUCACCGGCGGACUCACGCAGAUCGACAUCAAGGGCACAUCUGGCGAGAGUUUGAGCGACCACUGGAAAGACGGAGCGAAGACCUAUCUUGGUCUUGCCGUCUCGAACUUUCCGAACAUGUUUUUUACUUAUGGGCCGCAAGCCCCGACAGCUCUGUGCAACGGCCCGACAUGUGCGGAGCUACAGGGCAAUUGGAUCUUGCAGGCGAUGAAGCACUUGGAUGACAAAGGACUCAAGAAGAUCGAGGUGGAGAAGGACAGCGAAGACGAGUACAAGAAGUGGUACAUGGGUACAAAUAUCCCGAACAAACCCAGGGAGCCGCUGAUUUGGUUGGGUGGCGUACCGGAGUAUUAUAAGAUGAUCAACAAUUCGGCGGCUGAUGGCUACAAUGGGUUCAAGUUGUCGUAA